Messenger RNA from Grosmannia clavigera kw1407, 1296 nucleotides. Its product is annotated as 2-oxoisovalerate dehydrogenase complex alpha. Gene Ontology annotation, molecular function: oxidoreductase activity, acting on the aldehyde or oxo group of donors, disulfide as acceptor. The transcript has 2 exons. The record is from RefSeq and is a predicted model, not a curated record. Lineage: Eukaryota; Fungi; Ascomycota; Sordariomycetes; Ophiostomatales; Ophiostomataceae. Gene Ontology annotation, biological process: branched-chain amino acid catabolic process. The coding region runs from base 1 to 1296 and encodes 431 amino acids.
AUGCCACCAGCAUGCCUUGCUCUACAGCGGAAUGCCAGCAGCCUGUCGCCGAAACCCGAUUCUGACUACGUAGCGUUCCCGGGGGCCAUCAAAAGCGUGUUCACGAACAAGCUGAAUUUUGAAGUUCCCUGCGAAUACUCGGCCAUGCCAACUUAUCGUGUCAUCGACCAACACGGCGUUGCUGUUAAUCCUGCAUUCAAUCCUGAUCUUAGCGACGAGGGAGUUAUCAAGCUGUAUAAAGAUAUGCUAACUAUCUCCAUAAUGGAUAUCAUCAUGUUUGAUGCGCAACGACAAGGCCGCAUCAGCUUUUAUAUGGUUUCUUCCGGUGAGGAAGCUGCCUGUGUGGGUACAGCAUCAGCCCUGACCGCCGAUGAUGUGAUCUUCUGCCAGUACCGCGAACAGGGGGUAUUUCAACAACGGGGCUUUACAUUGAGGGAGUUCAUGAGCCAGUUGUUUGCAAACAAAUACGAUAUGGGGGGGGGCAGAAAUAUGCCAGUCCACUACGGCAGCAGGAGACUUAAUAUUCACACCAUAUCCUCCCCCCUUGGAACUCAAAUUCCCCAUGCAGCUGGUGCUGCUUACGCAAUAAAAAUCCAGCGCAUGCAAAACCCCGCCGCACCUCCUAAAAUUGCAGCUGUCUAUUUUGGCGAAGGUGCUGCAAGCGAAGGCGACUUUCAUGCGGCACUAAAUAUAGCCGCCACCCGCUCGUGUCCGGUUGUGUUCAUAUGCCGCAACAACGGGUAUUCAAUCUCUACUCCGGCCCUUGAGCAGUAUCGUGGGGAUGGCAUCGCUAGCCGUGGUUUGGGGUACGGUAUGGAUACCGUCAGAGUUGACGGUAAUGACCUGUGGGCUGUCCGAACCGCAAUGAAAAGGGCCAGAGAAUUAGCCCUCCAGGAUGGUGGGAAGCCUGUCUUGCUGGAAUGUCUUACGUAUCGCAUUGGUCAUCACAGUACAUCAGAUGAUUCAUUCGCAUACCGAGCAAAAGUGGAGGUGGAGGAUUGGAAACGACGAGAUAACCCGGUAUCGCGUUUGCGCAAAUGGCUGGAGGCAAGGGGGUGUUGGAACGACGCCAGAGAAAAGGAGACCCGUGCAGACAUACGAAAACUUAUUCUCAAGGCCUUCGGCGAUGCCGAGAAGGAACAAAAGCCCCCUAUCCGAAAUCUGUUCGAAGGUGUGUACGAGAAACUAACGCCAGACCUUCGAGCACAAAUGAAACAGCUGAGGGAACAUCUGGACAAAUAUCCAGAGGAGUACGAUGUUAGUGAAUUUGACGGUGGGAAGGAUAGCUUGUCUUAA